Thelazia callipaeda (thelaziosis nematode) is the source of this 2002-nucleotide messenger RNA. The record is from the annotation of a GenBank genome assembly. NCBI's taxonomy places the organism in Eukaryota, Metazoa, Nematoda, Chromadorea, Rhabditida, Thelaziidae.
AACUACAUCAAUAUCAAAAAUCAUUUAAUUAUUAUCUCCAUUGAUUUAUAGAGUUAUUUUAAAACUCUGACAACUUUUUUAAGGAGUACUAACUCUUUGGCUGAAUAGUUCAGAUGAAAAUUUGCAACAGUUUUGGUCAACAGUAGAAAUCAAACACACUUUUCCUAUUCGAUUUUUAAAUGAUUCAUUUAUGACGUCUUUCUUUACUUUGCCAAAUUUAGAACAGUGCCGAAAUGAAACGAUAAUGGUUGUGUUAUCAAGAUCAUCAUCAUUCGAUAUACGUAAUGUUAUCAGACAAACAUGGGCUAGUAGUCAAAAUUCAGCUGCAAUAAAAGCUCAUAAAGUAUUGUUGUAUUUUAUCGUUGGCGUAAUAAAUGAUGGAAAUGUAAUGUUGAGAAUUCUCCAAGAAAAUGAAAUUUACAAUGAUAUUAUUGGUAUUAAUUUUGAAGAUGAAUAUGAUAACUUAUCCUACAAGGUUUAUGCAGCAAUGUACUUUAAAAAUAAAUACUGCAAAAAAGUUGAAUAUUUUGUGAAAGCUGAUGAUGACAUUAUUAUGGAUCCUGAUCGUUUGGAUCAAGUUACUGGGACUCAAGCCGAAUCUGCUACUUUGUUUGGGGCUAUACGUACAAACGAAAGUGUGAUUAGAACAAUAUGGAAUCGUUAUUACAUUUCACAAAAACGUUAUAAAAAGGAAUACUAUCCACCAUAUGCAGCUGGCUUAUUAUAUAUUAUGUCGUCAAAAGCUUUUUCAAAAAUUUGGAAUGCAUUAAAUGAUAUUACGUGGAUAAAGAUUGAAGAUAUAGUGUAUACAGGUAUUGCUGCUGAAAAAGCCAACGUACGACGCGUAGACAUCAGCGAUUGGUACUCAUUUCAAGUCGUACCAGUAAGUUACUCUUUCAAAAUUUACUUUAUUUCCAAAUUUUUUCAGAUGAUAUUAGAGAAAUGGAAUUGUGAUGAAGCUGGCAAGCCAUUAAUUCUUGUUGCUUCAUCGUUUACUACUGCUGACCUUCUUCGACAGUUUUAUGAAAAAUUCAGAAGCUUAAAAUGCUAUGAAUCAAAUUUCAAUGUUUUUCUGUCAGGCAACACUAAAUACAUAGUUUUCGUUGUUUCGAGAACAGCCUCUUUUCAAAUACGCAAUGCUAUCCGUAAUAGCUGGGCCAAUGCUAAGAACUCAACUGUCAUUAGGAGGAAAAUAGCUGUUAUAUAUUUCAUUGUUGGUAUUAUUCCGGACACCAUACUAAUGGAAAAAGUACUGCAAGAAAGCAAAAUCUACGACGAUCUUGUCGUUACUUCAAUUAGAGAUAGCUAUGACAACCUUACAUUCAAAGUACAGUUUAUAAAAAAAGGAAAAGUUUAUGUCAUUUUGGUAUAUGCAGCGAUGCAUUUCAAGCAAGCAUAUUGCAAAGAUGUGCCUUAUUACAUAAAAGUUGAUGAUGACGUUGUGCUCGACUUAGAUCGACUUCAUUAUCAUAAAAUGAUUAUUUCAAAUUUAUCCUAUAUUUAUGGGUCCAUUCGCCGCAGUGAACAUGUAAUUAGACAAAAAUGGAACAAAUACCACAUGCCUAAUAAUCGUUAUCCAUUAAAUUUCUAUCCAUCCCAUGCAAUUGGAAUGAUGUACAUUUUGCCAGCAAAAGCAUUCUGGAAAAUCUGGCGAACACUACCAACAACCAUUUGGUUAAGACUAGAAGAUGUUUUUUAUACUGGAGUAGUUGCAAAGUAUGCGGGCGUUCAACAAUAUAACAUUAACUUUAUGUAUUCUGCAAACAAUGUAAAAAAGUAUGAUAAUACUGAUAAGGAAAAGAAAAUUUUUUUUCAGAGUUUACCAGAACGUUGGCUAUGCAAUUAUUAUAAUACGCCAUUACUUAUUGCAGCCUCUUCUUUCCAAACUCCCUCUGAUCUUAUUAAAUUUUAUCAAAAAUUACGCAAUAUUAAAUGUUUAGGAUAUGAAGUUAGUGAUACUCUUUACUUGACGAACAAAUUGCUUUCUAAUAUAUUUCAGUGA